Lathyrus oleraceus (garden pea) is the source of this 852-nucleotide messenger RNA. RefSeq lists its product as uncharacterized. The coding region runs from base 1 to 852 and encodes 283 amino acids. The transcript has 2 exons. The record is from RefSeq and is a predicted model, not a curated record. Lineage: Eukaryota; Viridiplantae; Streptophyta; Magnoliopsida; Fabales; Fabaceae.
AUGAACUCAACUGAGCAAGCUCCAAGUUCUAGUCAUCAAAACCCUACAGUCACCGACGUCGUUUCCACUCCCAUCUACAAAGAACCCCACAUUCUUGAUAGUGAGCCUCAUAUUCAUCUUGCGACGCCUUUUGAGAAGCUGGAAGUGCUGUAUGAAACCUUGGUGGAUUUUGACAGCAUGAAAAGAAAUGGUGUCGACCUCACUGAUGAACUAAAGAAGCAAGGGUGGGAACACUACUUUCAACGCCUCUAUGGCCCAGUAUACACAAAUCCGGUAAAAGAGUUCUGGAGAUUCACUGACUCUGAUGAUCACUACAUUGUCUCCUACGUUCUAGGAGUCAAGAUAGUUAUCACAGAGAAAUCAAUUGCUACUCUUCUAAACAUGAAGAAGACUGGAGGAAGACGCAUCUACAACAUCAAUCCUAGGGCAAAGUAUUUGUCCCAUGAGAUAAACCCUACGAUAUUCCAACAGAAUGUUAAAGAAGCAGAAAUGCUGAAUGAAACUACUUCACCAUCUUCAUCACCAUCUCCACAAUCCCCACCCUAUUAUAACCUCUCAUCUGACACUGAACCCUUUGAUCCUCACUCCCCAACUCUGGCUCAGAUCCAAAACCGUGCUCUGUCCCCUCAACAGCCAACACACUCUAACCCUGAACCUGAAGUUACCUCUCCACCACCAGAAAACCCAAACACAACCACCUCUGAACCCCCACCAUCAGAACCAAUCCACUCUGAAUCACAACCAUCCCAACCACUACACUCUGAAAUGCCCCAACCUACUACCUCCGCUGACCCAACACCUCCCACACUUAACCUAAGCCCCCCUUCUCUCCCUCCUAAGCCUCUGAACUAG